Molecule: messenger RNA, 4660 nt
Organism: Myxocyprinus asiaticus (Chinese sucker)
Lineage: Eukaryota; Metazoa; Chordata; Actinopteri; Cypriniformes; Catostomidae
Product: POU domain, class 2, transcription factor 2-like
Exons: 16
Coding region: 1-2088 (695 amino acids)
Biological process (GO): regulation of transcription by RNA polymerase II
Cellular component (GO): nucleus
Molecular function (GO): DNA-binding transcription factor activity, RNA polymerase II-specific; RNA polymerase II cis-regulatory region sequence-specific DNA binding
Source: RefSeq, a predicted model, not a curated record
AUGUUUGUUCCCUUGCCGGUGCCGUUAGUGUUUCAGAGAUCCGCUCCUGACUUCAGCGCCUGGCGACUCAAGUCUCCGCUGCCUCUGCGCUCCGGUAACUCCGAUAUCAGGAUGUCUAAAUCCAUAGAGGAUGACAAGAUGGGUACUGAGCUUCCAAUGGACAGUACAGACUCUGAGAGGAACAGUCCUGAAGCCAGCGAUCAGACCCUGCCAAUGAAAACAAGUCCUUUCUGUCUGUCUCCUGCCCCCAGCAACAUAAAGUUGAAAGCAGAGGAAGCUGCUGAGAUGGCUAGUGUUCACGCCCCUCCACCUCCUCCGGCUCAGCCUCCUCUAUCACACACACAACUUAUGCUGGCAGGCAGUCAGCUUGCUGGGCUGGCAGCUCUCCUCCCUGCACAGCAGCAGCUGUUGCUGCAGCAGGCUCAGGCGCAGCUAUUAGCUGCAGCGGUGCAGCAGUCCAACGCUGCGCAUGCCGCCCAUGCAGCUGCGGCAGCCAAUCAGCAGCAUCAGACGCAACAGCAGCAGGCCAAUCAGGCAGCAGCACAAGCCCAGAAUCAAGCCAAACCUGAGCAAACCCCAUCUCCACUUGCCCUAUCACAGCCUAUCCAGCUAACUGCCCAGGACAUUCAGCAGUUUUUGCAGCUACAGCAGUUGGUACUAAUGCCAGGUCAUCAUCUACAGUCUCCUGCUCAGUUCCUGCUGCCCCAAGCCCAGACUCAGCAUGGCCAGCAAGGUUUGCUUUCAACACAAAAUUUGAUUCCACUACCUCAGCAAAGCCCAGGGAGUCUCCUGACCACCCCACCUAGACUGGGGCUCCAAGCACAGCAUCAUCCUGAUGACAGGCUGUGGUCAUUACAGAGGGAGAAGAGUGUGGAGAGCGCCGUGAGCUCCGCCCCCUCCUCAGCCCCGCCCAUGAGCUCCAUUUCCUCCGUGACCCCACAUGCAGAGGAGCCCAGUGAUUUAGAGGAGCUCGAACAGUUUGCACGAACCUUCAAACAAAGAAGAAUUAAACUGGGUUUCACACAGGGGGAUGUUGGAAUGGCGAUGGGUAAACUAUACGGCAAUGACUUCAGUCAGACCACCAUCUCACGCUUCGAGGCUCUCAACCUCAGCUUCAAGAACAUGUGCAAGCUGAAACCUUUGCUGGAGAAAUGGCUGAGUGAUGCAGAAACCAUGGCAAUAGACAGCAUGCUGCCGAGCCCCAGUUCACUGUCCUCACCUCUGCUGGGCUUUGAAGGGUUGCCCGGACGCCGCCGGAAGAAACGCACCAGCAUUGAGACCAACGUCCGCAUAGCCCUGGAGCGCAACUUUAUCAUGAACCAGAAGCCUACCUCUGAAGAAAUCCUACUGAUGGCCGAGCAGCUCAACAUGGAGAAAGAGGUCAUCCGCGUCUGGUUCUGCAACCGACGGCAGAAAGAGAAACGUAUAAACCCAUCUAGUGCCACCCCUCCCCUGCCCACUCAAGCCCCUGUACAGAUGCACAAACCCCCAUGCUAUAGCCCGCACAUGAUGUCCAGUCAGGGAAUGGCCCAAGCAGUCACCAGUCUCAGCACAACAGCCGUUAGUCCCACACCUUCCGUGGCCUGCCCUCUUAACCUCAGUGGACAUGCAGCAAUGAGCUCCGCCCCUUCCUCUGUGACCCCGCCUCCUCUCAGCACAGUGAGCCCCACCCCACCCAAUCUCGGCAACCCUGGCUUGAACACAGGGAACACAAUGAUGGGUGUAAGCACAGGAUUGAACCAGGCCCUCCUUGGCAGUAACCCUCUGGCCACAAUGCAAGCCCUGGCUGCCAGUGGUGGCCAGAUGCCCAUUUCUGCUCUUGAGGGUAGCGGCCAAAUGUUCCUGGGUGGAGCUGGAGGUCCAGGAGCUGAACUUCGCCAAUCCCUCUUCUUAAACCGUCCCACUUUACUGGCCUUGGCAACAGGCGCAGGAAUGGGACUGGUCGGCACCCCCAGGGCUUCUCCGCCUCCUGGUGCGAGUGGCGUGAGCCCAGACUCAUGCUCCGUCUCCUCCUGCUCAAGUCCCGCCUCCUUCUGCUCAUUAGGCGAAGCCUCACCACCCCCUCUGGGUGGAGCUAUGGCUGAGUGAUGCCCACAACAACCUGCUGCACUUGAGGGGAGUCAGAGGGGCGGAAGGAACAAGUAAAACAAAAUUCGCCUUUUCAACCAAAGCCAUCUCUCACUCACUCCAUGUCUCUCUUUUGCUCUCUCUCUCUCUCUCUCUCUCUCUCUCUCUCAUUAAAUCUUUUAAUGCCAAAAAUACAGACAGAUAGAGGGAGAAAUGAGCAGGAGAGAAUAAGGAUGAGGAGAGAACAGGAGAAUGGGGACUGUUUAAACCAAAAAAUAUUUAUGUAUAAACGUGGAGAGGUGGCUUCAUGGAGCUACUUUGAGAAUGUACAUUUAUUCCUUUCUGAAUGGAAAAAGACAAACUUACAUUUAACAGAUGAAACUGAGGGCAGGGUUGAAAGCCAAAAAAAAAAAAAACCUUUACAGUGGAAAAAACUAAGAAAAUGGGUGGCAAAGAAUGGAACAAAGGAAGGACAUCUGACAAGUGUCACUGGACGGUGGAAAGAGAAACCAAAAAAUAAAUACAUGGAAGAAGAAUGGAGAGAUUCACAAAGACAAAAAAAAAAAAAAAAAAAAAGACAAAAAUGCCAAAAUCGCCAAAAACCAAAAUACCAAAACCAAAAAUCGGAGAGAAAAGCUUUACCUAAGACUUUUAAACCUGACUUGUCCAGGAUCAGAUUAACUCUACACAACACCAAAAACUUGCUCAUUUUAUUAUUUUCUUCACAUUAAUUUUCCAUGCACCCCUUAUCAUUUUGAUGGCCUAUAAUUUUUGUAAAAAAAAAAAAAAAAAACUAUUUGUAAAUGUCUUUCUCCAUCUACCUCUGCUAUUUAACUAGUUAGAUGUACUCAUUCUUUCUCAUUCCAUUAUUUCAUAAUAUUCAAAAAUAAUUUGGGUCAAAAUUGUUUAGAUCAAUACCACAACAAUUGAAGAAUUUGGAGGGAGGUUUGAAAAAACAAAAAUACCUCCACUUUCAUAUCUGCAUCUUAAUAGUAUUGCAUGAUUGUUCAACACGCAUAAACACAUGUACACUAAAACUACUGUGAUACACCUCCCUAAUUUUUCCCUUUCCGUGAUUUAUCAAUUCAUUUGUCCAUCCAUUCGAAACUCAUCCAUGCCUCAAACUUUGAGUCACUUUCUUGGAUACCAAAGCAUUUGUCUGACAUUUUGCGUCAGCUAAAAAGUGCUCAGACGACGAGACCUCAGAUGUGUCAAAAAAGCCAACCAACAUACACAAGAAGACAAAGAAAUUAAAAUGUAAAUGUAAAAGAAAAAAAUCGCCCUAAGCCCCAAAAUCCUUGCCUUCCAUCCUCUUUGGACCCCUCUCCUGUGCCUUGGAAAAAACCGGAAGGAUCAAAUGGAGGAAAGACGAGCAAAACCGAUGACAGGCUAGAGGAGCAGCGACCGAAGAGGAUCUGAGGAACAUGCAGGGGAAAUUCUACAACCAAGAUGCAGAGGGGAGCCUUUAAAUCGGGACAUGUGAUGUCACUGUUGUUGCUUUUUUAUUUUUUCAACACACGGAUUAAACCAAAAAUGAAACCAAACCAAAACCAAUGGACAACUAAACUUUGCUCAAUGGAAUGGGGAAAACAAUGAAACCAAAUACUUGGAGUGGACAUACAGGAGGUGGACAAGGAGGAUGUUUUUAGAAACUAGUCGAUCACAGACUGAUAUUGUUGUAUACGAAAAGGCAAAAUGUGGCUUUGACUGGGAGACCAUUCCUUCACCUCCUCUCUCCUUUCCGUUAAGUCGAUGCUUUCACUCUCCGUCCUGUACAGGAGAAUAUCUAUUAACCUCAUCGAACUGAACUUCAGAAUAUAUAAAUAUAUAUUUUUUGUUUUAUUGCUUUUUCUCUUGGUCUGUCUGUUUCUGCUGUAUGACCUUGUCUCUUUGCUUUAUAUUUUUGGGGUAAUGGGGUAAUGUAUUGCCUAUUUUCAUAUUUUGUGUGUUUUUGCAUCAUUUUAAAUGUGUUGUGUUUGGGAGUUUCCCUCAUCAGGCAGUUGGAAACAAUACUGUGAAAAUGUAGCUUCCAAGUUUUGCUCCGAUUGUGAAUGUUGUGAAACAAUAAGCCAAAACUGAAAAAAUACCCAAAGCGAAAACAUUUUUCGACUCACAAGAAAACCAAAUAGCAACCUAACCAAUGCACAAAGUGUAGAGAAGACUGCUGUAUUGGUGCUAGGUCUCUUUGAGAAGAGAUAGCUAACAAGGAGAGAACUGUGUGCAAAUGUUACUUAAGAAGACGUGUGUGUGAAUGAGUGUGAACAUGGAAGCUCAUCUCCAGCAUGGAAACCAAACCGAAAAAUGACCAGUAAGCCAACUUACCUUUCGUGUGUCAACAAAAUGGUUUUUGACUAUGUGAUCUUAGACACAUAGAAAAACACGGACGAAUAAACACCAAUUAAAAAUGUAGUGGAGGGGGGCUUGGGGUGGGUUUGGGGUUUAAAACCAACUGAAAAUCCAGUUGACAUUACACUUCUAGAGGGAAUGUACCUGUUAGUGCUUUGAUAGAUUUUGUAGGAAAAAAAAUCUAUGUUCAAUGCUUACUAUUGCUAAUGUGAAAAAAAAAAAAAAAAAAAGGCUGUGAUAAAAAUAG